GGAACGGAAGUUCAGAUGCAGGUCACCCACACAGGUGACCGGAAGUGUCUGCUUAAAUGGAGUUAAUCAGAAGCCUAGCUAACAUAAAAAUUGACAUUAUUUUUUUUUCUCUUAACUCAGCUUCGACACCUGUAGGAGGGAGGCCGUAUAUUACAACAUCUGAGGAGACAGUUUGGGUCAAGGCGAGUGCAGCAAGCGACGAAAAUUACCCGUGUUUAUUAGUAGAUAACAGUCACUGCUAAGCUAACAGUAACGUUAGCCACCAACGGCUAACGUCAACGGCAACAAGCUAACGUUUUUUUUUUUUCCCGACAAACCGCCCCUUUUGCUGACCAGGUGAUGUUGGGACUGUCAAGACAAACCAUGGACACUGUCUUCUGUAUAAAAGAUAAUUUUUACUGAAUACAGAUGAGCCAGUGCCUCAAACAUGAAUGGCGUGGUUACUGCUGCUGAGCUUCAAGGGACCUGAACCAAAGUGCACUACUGACUGAAAGCAUAUUAUCAUAAGAUGACUCAACACCAACACUUGUUAUUUCCUUCUAUUUUGAUGAGAAGACAUGCAGAUACCAGGUAAAGGCAGAGACACGAUGGACUGAUGCUGUGGGGAAAGAAUCAAUCGAUCCUGCUAGCAACAGGGGCGAAAAACAGGAUGCAGAGUAAGAGUGAAGAGGCGAGAGGGUGCAGCACCAAGGGGAGGCCAGAGGUGAGAGAGGGACAGAGGAGAAAUACAACGCAGAAAUGAAACGGCAAAGGCACAGCGCUGCCAAGAAAGAGGACAACUUGAGAAUGAUGGGAAAGGAGGGCAGAAAGAAAAGGGGGUGACACACAUUGAAGGGCUGCUGGUUGGAAUCGAACCCAGGCCAUAGCAAGCACUCAGCCUACAUGGGGCACACACUCAACCAGGGUCUCGCAGAACAGGCUCAUCAACAUGGUGUGCGCUUUGGCAAGCAGUCCCACAAACUGGCCUUCGUCAAUCAUAACCAGAAGUGUGAGGACAUGCCACAGGUCCAAGGGUUGGAGAAGCAGGUGGAGUUCUCAGACCUGCGCCCUGUGGGGUCGGUGAUGAAGACUCUUCCAUACGGCAUGGGUGGAGGGACGGCGGGAGGAUCGACAGGGGGAGUGGUUAAGCCUCCAUACCAAACGCGUAUCUUCUCCACAUCCAUUGAUCAGACACCCAUGAAAUCCAAGCCACCCACCUACAGUUUCUUUAACCCAUAUGACACGGCCCGGAACCAGUCCCUGCUCUUGGACCAGACAGGAUACCGCUCUAAGCGCAAGCCCUCGCUAAAGACAGCCAUGAAGACCAAGAAGAUCUUCGGCUGGGGAGACUUCUACUUCAACGUGAAGACCAUGAAGUUCAGCUUGUUGGUGACAGGGAAGAUUGUGGACCACAUCAAUGGGACGUUCACCGUCUACUUCCGCCACAACUCGUCCAGCCUGGGGAAUGUCUCGGUCAGUAUCGUGCCGCCGACCAAAGUGGUGGAGUUCGAGGUCCUCCAGCAGCAGCAGCUGCACCCCCACACCCAGCAAGAAGUCCAGAUCCAGGAGACCCAGCAGUCCACCAUCGACCCCAAAGAGACAAAGACCUUUAACUGUCGGGUGGAGUACGAGAAAACUAACAGGUCCAAGAAGCCCAAACCCUGCCUGUACGACCCGUCUCAGACCUGCUUCACAGAGCACACCCAGUCCCACGCCGCCUGGCUCUGUGCCAAACCUUUCAAGGUGAUCUGCAUCUUCAUUUCUUUCUUCAGCAUCGACUACAAGCUGGUUCAGAAAGUGUGUCCGGACUACAACUUCCAAAGCGAGCACCCUUACUUUGGAUAAGUAAGAGAGGCUGAACUGCAAAGAGAAAAAAAAGAGACAAUGUUAAUGACGACGAUUAUAAUGAUAAGGAUGGGAAUCAUAGUCAUAUUGAUUACGAUGAAGACGCAGGGGACAGUUUUUUUGCCUCUAAACUGCUGUGAAUUGUGGAUUUAAAUCAAGUAUAAUCAGAGUUGUGGAUGGUUAGGAUAUGGCUGAUUUCUCUGACUUAUUUUCCAACUUUGUAUUCGUUAACUUCUGUUUUUAUUUGCUUUUUUUUCUGUAAAUAAUGUACUCAACCUCAGCACACUUAUUGUUUUUAGAUAUUUGUUUCUCAGUGUUAUUACUUUUUGCAGUUGGAGAAUUCGGUUGAAAACAGCUGGAGUCAGUAUUAUGCCCUCCGAGUACAAAGGGAGCCUCUGAGGCGGCUGUGCUGUGCCAUCACUGUAUGGCAGACGUAAUGUUAUGGUAGACUGACUGUUAAUCAUCCUCUCAGCUCUACGUCUCUAACCCUGGAUAUAAGAGAGUUAUAUGUAUGAGAAAUGCUAUGCUGGAUAUGCAUACAAUAUACUGUAUGAAA
Epinephelus fuscoguttatus (brown-marbled grouper) is the source of this 2380-nucleotide messenger RNA. Its product is annotated as neurexophilin-4. The record is from RefSeq and is a predicted model, not a curated record. Gene Ontology annotation, molecular function: signaling receptor binding. Lineage: Eukaryota; Metazoa; Chordata; Actinopteri; Perciformes; Serranidae. Bases 883 to 1824 code for a protein of 313 amino acids. The transcript is spliced from 7 exons.